Molecule: messenger RNA, 3706 nt
Organism: Owenia fusiformis
Lineage: Eukaryota; Metazoa; Annelida; Polychaeta; Sabellida; Oweniidae
Source: the annotation of a GenBank genome assembly
AAGAUUACAAUUUGAAAUAAGAAGUCAAAAUAAAUCAAAAUCUUUCAAAACUUAAAAAUAACUCUGCAGUUAUGUAGCCAGGUAGUUAUGAGACUAUACAUACUGAAAAUAAAGUUUAAUAUUUCAUGUGUACCAAACUACAAAGAAAAAUAAACAAAGUAAACAACUAUGCAUGAAACUUGGAAUAAAUAUAUGUGAGGGGAUAACAGAAUACAAAAAUAUGAAGUUGCCUUUUAGAUACCUUACAUUUGUGCUUGUCACACUUAUAGCACUCAUAAGUCUAUACAACCAUUUUGGAGGACAUGUCACACAUACAAGAACAAAAGGUGCUGAUAUACAGCUAUACAGUAUUCAAGAAUACUCAAAGGAACCCCGGCCCAACUUAUCUUCAGAAUAUGUUGAAAAGGACCCCAUUCAGAAUGAUGACAGAAAACCACCCAAUGAUUCCAAUGACGGGCAAGCUAGAAUUGAAGGGAAAAAGGAAUUUGAUACCAAAUCAGAUAAAUUAAAAUCAUCUUUGAACAAUGAAGAUGAACAAUCCAUAGCGCGUGACAUCAUUCAUGAUAAAAGCAAUAAAUUGUCAAAUACAUCAAAAGUCAUAGAACCAAAGAAUAGUGACCAUAGACAAAAUACAAAAAACAGCACAAAUAAACCAUGGCGCACAGAAUACAAUAAAAUAGUCAACCCCCAUAAUUUUCACUACAAAAUUAAUGAGGAGGACAUAUGUGCUAGCAACACGGAUAUCAUAGUUUUUAUUAUCACUGCCACAAAUCAUUUCACUCGAAGAUUGCUGAUUCGCCAAGCAUGGGCGGGAGAGAAAAUGGUAAAUGGGUUCACCAUAAAGGUGGUUUUCCUCGUAGGGGAUUCUGGGAAAUUAACUAUGAACCUCGCUCUUCAAGAAGAAAGUGCAAUUUACGGAGAUAUUAUACAAGAAACAUUCAUGGAUACUUACAGGAACUUAACUUUAAAGACAAUCAUGGGUCUAAAAUGGGUCACAAAUUUCUGUCCAGAUGCAAGAUACAUUCUAAAAUGUGAUGAUGAUAUUUUUGUAAACGUCUUUGAGCUGGUUAGACAUUUAAAAGUAUAUGAAAUGCAAGGAAAAGAUGUCAAGAAUUUAAUCCUGUGUGAUAUUGAUACAGGUGAUCGUGCAACUGUGAUACGAGAUCCUAGCAGUAAGUGGUACGUUACAAAUAAAGAAUACCCAGGUGAUCAUUUCCCUACCUACUGUGAUGGACCCGUGUAUCUGUUAGCCACAAAUGUAGGAAAGGCGUUAUACAAUGCUUCUUUAUAUCAGCCAUUAUUCUGGCUUGAGGAUGUAUAUACAACAGGCUUCCUUGCAGAUAAACUUGGAAUGAAACACAAAAAAUUUACUUCUUCAUAUGUUGCUAUUCCAAAGUGGUUCACGUUUAAUACAUUUGUAUCAUAUAUUACCAAACAUUAUGUAUUUGUGAUAUGUGAAUCAGCGCAACAUAUAGCAGAACUGUGGCUGAUCCUAAAGCAGUACAAGAUGCAAGAGAAGCGGUUGCUAAAUCAACCAAAUGAGGUUAAAAAUGCUGCAAUAGCUAGAGAAAAAGAACGCUUUGAAAAGUACAAUCAUUAUCUUGGGAAACUUGUUUAAUGGUUUGUUCUUUGAAAUCCAUUGAAAUGUUAUUUAUAACAAUGUUCUUUGCUCAAUAAUGUAAACAAAACAUAUGUGGAUACAUUAUACCAAAAGCUGGUGAACUUUUACCAGAUGGUUAAAAGAAAUAACUUUUGACAAUAUUCGUCAUAUAAGAGUUAUCUGGUAGGUGUUAGCAGAUAUGAGCUCAUAGGCUUUUAAGUGGUAAAAACAAUUUUCAUGGCCAAAUCUAGAUUUUACCCAGUUUAAUCUCUAGUCCUUCCAGAAAUUUCUUGACAUCAUAUAUUCCCAAUAUAUAAUGCCUAUUAUUAUAUAUCAUUGCUAGAAAUCAUGUGAUUUGAUUGGCUGAUUCUGAGCCAUGUAAUCAAAAAUACCAUAGUGUAUUUCACGGCUCCCUCAAUUUUCAGAUUAUAAAAGAUGUACUGCCUGGCGUAUUGUCUGGGAAUUCUGACAACUGCAAUGGACAAAAAUAAAGGUGUACUAUACAAUGAUACUUGUACAUAAUUAUGUUGACUGAUGGGUUUAUGAUACAUUUAUUGAUUAAAAUAAAUCUUCACAGGCUAAAACAAAUAUUCUUUAUUUCUUUGAAAUGCAGUGAUCGUAGAGAAUGUCUAGCAAUGAUAUAAUAAAACAAAUAUUUCAUUCUAUGCUCGGGCAAUACCUGUUGCAUUUUCAAUGAAUUAAGAAAUGAACAGGUAUUGACUUGUCCUCCAAAUAAUGAAAUAUUUGCUUAAUAUAUAGGGUGUCACAAAAAGUGAAUCGCUUUCUGACAAGUAUUUUCUCAACAAUUGCUGACUCAAAUUUAUUGAAAACUAGAAAUCAGCAACUUCACAUAGUAGCCAAUCCCAACAAAAAAACUAAAUUCCUACUCUAGGCAGCCAUUUUGAAUCAGAAAAUUGAUACAAUAUUUGCAAUUUACUCUCUAAAUUGGCAAUUUACUCUAAAUUGCCUUUAAUUUGAGUAUAAUAAAGCUAUACUUGAGAAAGAUCUCAAAAUUAACGAAAAUUCCGACCCCCCCCCAUUUAUGGCCCCUGGGGGUCAGACUGAAAAAUAUGGAAUACAUGUAAAAUAAAAAUAGUACUAUAGGUACUGUAUUCACAUGGGAAGGUUUCAAUAUUUUUAAUAUUUUACAGUGAGACCUAAGGAAAUGACGGUUGCAAUGAAAGGUUGAUAGUAACUUAGCUUAAAAUUAGCGACAUAUUUUGCCUAAACUUAUAGACACUGGUACCUGUUACACUGCUGGGUUGAGUCUAACGAAGCAUUUUUGUAACGAAGGUUAGCGAAAAAAUUGUGUCCACACUGGCUUUAUCCAACCCUAACGAAGCAAUUAUUUGGUGUUACACUGCACUUAAAAUGCUUCGUUGCGCGUGCGCAUUACUCAUCUGCCCCAUCCACUUAUUAUGAUUAAUAUUUUUAUUCUUUUGAUAUAAACCAUUGAUCAAACUCAAAAAUUUAACUAGUUCAAAAUUCUCGGGAAAAUAAAACCAGAUGAAUGUGAUCAUUCCGAACACAUGUCCAUACAUUUUUCCUAUCAUUUCGAUUUUUAUAUAUUUCAGCUGUCAAUACGAUUACAAGUAUUGUUUUCAUUUUCUAUCAUUUCCUUUGGAAUAAAGAUAGGCCUAUGUUAAUUACUAGGAGGAAUUGGAUUUGGGUAUUCAGAGGACUAGUAUGUAAUAUCGUAUAAAAACGUUCAAUUUCCAAAUGGACUUCUCAGUUAUAUUUCAAAUAGUGUAGCCAUUACUAAAAUAUCUCGGUGUUCAGCUGGUGGUUUAACUACUAUUUCAUGACCAAUUCAUUUUAAUAUGAAUAUUACCCGUCUCGCCAAUAUUCCAUGCAUAUUUGAGUGAGUUUGACACAAAUUAGAAUGUUAAUCCAUCAGCCGUCCGUUGAAUUCGAAAAUGGCGCAAAAAGGAAGAAACUUAAAUAUCAGUUGUAAGCAGCGUCUUACGACACAUCAAUAGUGUUUGGGGCUGGCCUAAAACAUGCAGCCUCUCUGUUUUGGCCACCGUUCCUUGUCCGCAGGUUUUACCGUAUUUGUAUACGGAAGUUUUGAAACGUAAUUAAUUCAAUAUAUUUAAACGUGAAGUU